Messenger RNA from Canariomyces notabilis, 1113 nucleotides. RefSeq lists its product as uncharacterized. The coding region runs from base 1 to 1113 and encodes 370 amino acids. NCBI's taxonomy places the organism in Eukaryota, Fungi, Ascomycota, Sordariomycetes, Sordariales, Chaetomiaceae. The record is from RefSeq and is a predicted model, not a curated record. The transcript has a single exon.
AUGAGCAACACCAAGACAAGAGAUGUCGAGGCUGCUGCGGAUAUUGUCGAAGAAGCCACUGUCGUUACAGAUACCAGGGCAACCGCCUUGCCGCCCAAUGAGCCCGCUCAGCCCAGGCUUCGCAGGCCUCUCUUGUUGCAGGACGUCGUAUCACCCGAUGAUGACAAUGACGAUGGAAGCAUGGGGUUCGGGCAGCCACUGAGGAGUUUGACGUGGGAUAUUCCCCGAGGCGCCAGUGUCGGUAAAGAUGUAGAGAAUUACAGCAGCGGUGUCAUCAGCAGCUGGAUCAAGUUGAAGGCACCAAAGUCGGAGAAGGACGUCACGCUGAAACUUCUGCACCGGUGUAACAUCCUGUCGAUCCGCUAUCGGCUGCUCCGUCUUCUGAAAGAGGAGGUGGAUCUAGUCGAUGAAGGAACUAUGAGGCGCGUAGGUCAGGAACUAGAUUCGUAUUGUAGGUCGAGCACCACUCUCCCGCAACACACAAAGUUACCUGAACUCCCUGGGAGGAGACUUGGAUCAUGGGCUAAUAGCAUCGAUGUUUCCAAAUCCGAGCAGCAACGGCAAUCCGCAACAAACGUGCCCUUCCACGAGGACGACAGACCAUGUUUAUUCACGCCAAACAAAACCUUUUCCAACCGAAUCGUCUCGGACAUGGCGGCGCUCGAGGAGCUGAUGAAGAAGUCGUCGCCGUCGCAACAGACCAAGCCGCCGUCACCGGGCGAAAGAGAUGCCCCCCUUAGCCCCGGUGACGCCGAGCGACUCAUCGAGGAGCUCCGCGCAAAGAUCAACAAGACGUUCCGCGACGCCGUCCGGGGCACAGUCUCCGGCCUGUCGGCGGAGCGUAAGGCGAAGGCCAGGAAAGCGUUGGUGGCUCGUCUCCUCAUGGCUUUGGGCGGGGGAGUGGCCUUGGUCGGCCCCAUGCUCAUCAUGGUCCUGCGCCCGACCAGGCUCACGGUAGUCCUCACACCGUCCGUCUGUGUCAUUGCAACCGCGAUCUGCCUUGCCAUCUUCAUGGUGGAUUCGCAGCCCAAGGAUGUGUUGGCAUGUACUGCGGCUUAUGCCGCUGUCUUGGUUGUGUUUGUAGGCGUUGGUGGUGGGUCCAUUCCCACGUAG